UUACCAAAGAGCAGCGACGGGCUCGUCACUGGAGAAAAUCCAAUUGAUCACCUGAAAACAGUCCCACCCAUUUAGAGCACACAUAAAUCAGCCUGCUAAAAACAGCAGGAGCGACUCUCUGACACAGUCACGGACACUUACAGUAUCUUUUUCUCCGGGAGGAUUUCACUGGACUUGCAGAGGUGGAAGAAGCGUGUUCCAGUUGAAUCUGAACUGAACUGGGAUCAAAAUGGGAAACGAGCAGUCCACCCACAAAGGGCUAACCCAGAAUGGGAAAGUUCCAGAGAAGCAUGAAAAUGGAUCAGCGAACGGCAUCGCUGCAAACAUCACAUCAACUGGAAUUGAGAUUGAUGCUCGAGGUGACACCACAAUCAUCCAGAACAACGAGCCCUUCUCUCUGGACCUCGCCACCGAAUCAACAGAGCCGGAUUUUGUGGUGGUCGAAUCGGAACCUGCUAUGGCCGAAGUCAUUCCUGAAAUCCCUGAAAUCCCUGAAAUCCCUGAAAUCCCUGAAAUCCCCGAAGCCCCCGUCCAGAUGGCAGAAGUCAAGAAGAGUAAAUCAAAGAAAACUUCCGUCUUUGGCAAAAUGUUCAAAACAAAAACAGAAGCUCCGGCAGAUGUCAAGAAGGUUCAACAAACAGAGACGUCAAAUGAAGAUGUAACGGAUGAAGGUGCUCCUGCUGCUGAUCCACAGCCGGAGUUGAACCCUCGAGAAGAAGCUGCUAUAACGAGCGUCAUCGAGAACCAGGAGGAGGUCGGACAUCCACAAAGAGCCGACACUUCGACGCAAACCGACAGAACAACCGAAGUCGACAUUGCAACGCAAACAGAUGAAGAUGAAGACACAACUGUGAAGUCGUCUGAGAGCCCGGCGGAAGAGGAAGCUGCGAUAGAGUCGGUGAUGACUGAAGAGUCGCUGGAUCUGUCUGUCAUAAUUGCUGAGGAGGCUGUGGAGGAGACUGCGAAUGAGGAGGCCUCAGAUAGUCCGAUAGCUGCGAUCAUCGGUGACGAGGUGGUGGUGGUGACGGAGAACGAUUUGUUCGAGAGUCGUACGUUCAGAGCAGAGCUGGUGGUGGUGACGGAUCAUUUUGAAACCAGCCCGUGCAAUGCAGAGGACGAGAGUUUUAAUGGACCCGAGGAAACUGAGCCAGAAAUCGCUACGGAACCAGAAUCAGACCCAAACAGAUCCACGACAGAGGAGGAAGAUACGACUGUGUCACUGGAGGUCAUAUCCGGUCUUCCUAAAGUGGUGGCAGAUUGCAUUGAGCUGGUUUUCUCUGACGUUCCUGAAUCAAUCGACCUCGUUGAGCUGGAUGAAGAGAUCACUGAAGAAAAUGCUGAAGAAGCUGGAGACAUGUCAGCUGAUGUGGCGCUGAUCGAAACCACCGAACCUGAGGCUGAUGUCAUCACUCCAGAGCCCGAGGAAGAAAAUGGCGCUCCCUCCCUUUACGAAGAGAUAGUGACUCUGGUGACGGAAACUAUCUGUGAGGUCACUCAUGAGGACACAAAUCCUGAAAACCAAGACACAUCUGGAGAAGAACUUCCUGCCCUGAGCAAGACAGUGAUUCUGGUUAUGGAGGAAUCCGCCCAUGUUAACGUCACCACCGAUUACGCCGUUGCCCCAGAAACAAGCGAAACAGACGAACUGAGCCCUGUGAUCGACGAUGAACCCUCAGAGAAGUGUGACGAGGAAGAGACUGUCAUCAGUGAGCUCAGCACCACAGAGGAACUCCCUGGAGAUGAAGUCGAGCCUGAGACGACUCCUGACGCCAUCACUUCAGAUGAGAACGCUGAGAUAAGUGAGGAGUCUGACGUGGGACCAGAAACAGUUGACGAAUCACAGCCAAGUCUUGCCGUUGUCUGUGAGGGUGAUGAGAUGAUACCAGAGGCAGCGAUUGACGUCCUCGCUCAGGAAUUUGCCGUCGCUGUUCCCGAACCCCAGGAGCCUGCAGCAGAUAAUGAAAACCUGGUAGAAGAGGAGGUGAUCACUGCAACCGUGUUCAUGCCCCUCUCAGCAGAACAAGAAUUAGGCCUCACAGCUCCUGUGGACGAGACAAGUCUCCCACCCAAAGACCAGACAGUUGCUGAGCAGUUGAAUGAAGAAGCUAUAGAAGCUUUAUCGAACGAAAUUGAAGCGGUGCCUAAACGUCCAGAGGAAGAAACCACCAGCCAAAAAUCUGCCACUGAGGAAGAAAUCGCAGGGUUUACCAUUCCUGAAGAACCUGUAGCAGAAAGCAUCAAAACGCCAGAACAAAAUCUUCUUACCUCAGAGGAACCUACAGAAGAAAACAUGAGUCCUUGUGAAGAAGCUGCAACCACAGAGGAGUUGGAGAACACACUGGAAUCAGUUGUUGAAGCUGAUUCAGAGUUGCUUGAAGUCACGGAAAGGAUAGUCGAGGAAUCUGAAGAUGUUCCGGCACAAACUCAAAGCAUUGAAACACCAGAACCAAUUCUUUCUAUCUCAGUGGAACCUGCACAAGAAAAUCUGAGUCCUUCUGAAGAAGAUGCAAACACAGAGAGGUUGGAGAACGCACUAGAAUCAGUCGUCACGGAAAACAAAGUAGAGGAACCCGAAGAUGUGGAUGUGACCCCAGUGGAAGCCACAGAAGAGUCCGAGCCGAGUGUUUCAGUCCAAGAGGAGGAAGAGGAGACGGUUGUGAUGGAAGAUUCUGAUGAAGAAGCUCCACCUGUGGUUGCAUUCUUGAGUGAGCCACAGGCAAAACCCGAAGUGCUCGUGGUAAUCUUAGAGACAGCCAAGGAUGGAGUUACGCAGGAGAUCGUUUAUGAAACAGACAAUUCUGUGGAUGUUCCAGUCGAGAACUCUGAAACUUCAGAUGAGCCCGUGGCAAAGUGCGGUGAGGCCGUUCUCGAGACCAUCGAAGAAGAGCUCAUCGCGGAGGAGGCCGAAUGCGACGCCGUGACUUCAGAGGAGGUCGCACCAGACAUGGACGCUUUACGCGAGAGGUUGCAAUCAGCUUGUGCUUCAGUUGUCGUAGAAUCAGCAUAUAGUCUCGGCGGGUUAGAGAUCCUGACUCAGGGAUACAGUCUUACUAUCACCGUUCACGUGGCGCCGAACACAGAACAGCAAUAAAACCUUGAAGGAAUUUUGUGAAUGUUGUUUUUUUUUGUUUUCUAAAAAUAUCGAUCUACCUCAUUGUGUUUUAUCGCAUGCGGCAACAAUUGCAGCUGGAUUGUAAAAAGAUAUUUUGUCACAUAUUGAUGCAAAGUGCUUCUGUUUUUAUAUAAAUCGUCAACGAAAGGUUCACACUGAAGAACUGACAUGU
This is a messenger RNA of Paralichthys olivaceus (Japanese flounder), 3284 nucleotides long. Lineage: Eukaryota; Metazoa; Chordata; Actinopteri; Pleuronectiformes; Paralichthyidae. The record is from RefSeq and is a predicted model, not a curated record.